AUGACAGCAGAGGUCAGAGAGAGUCUGAAGGCUGGUUGUGAUGAGGGUGAGGGCUGUCUGGCUGAUCCAGUAUGUCCUAUCGACCCUCCAGUCCUGGAAGAGCUAGGGGUUUCCAUGAUAAGAGACCCGCCAUAUGUAACCCAAGACUCCUCCUAUGACUUCCUAGAGGAUGGUGGGGCCAAUGUGGAGAGCAGCCCCCAAGAAGAAGUGAAGCAGAUGAAGGUCCAGGUCACCGAGCUUCUCCCCUUGAAGGCAGCUCCAGGCAAAGGGCCGGCAGGCGAUGAGCCAGAACCUUCGGUGGAGCUCGGGGAGGGAGCGGCUGAACCCCCCACCGAGAUGGAGCUAGAGAAGGUGCGGAUGGAGUUUGAACUGACCCGGCUGAAGUACCUGCAUGAGGAGAACGAGCGUCAGCGGCAACAUGAGGAGGUGAUGGAGCAGCUGCACCGGCAGGCACCACCUCAGCUGUUCCCAGGAGGAUUCCAAGACCUCCUGCUUCCUCAGAAUCACUUUGCCAUGUUCCUGUACUGCUUCAUCUUCAUUCAUGUCAUCUACGUCACCAAGGAGAUGAUUUUCUUCCUCUUCACUAAGCAUUACCUCUUCUGCAUUGCUGCCAUUCUGCUCUGUUUGAUUAAAACCUUGUGGUCUUAUGUCCCUGUGCCCCCCUGCUCUACCCACCUAAUGGUCCACCAUGGAAACUUAACUUUCAAGUAG
Molecule: messenger RNA, 711 nt
Organism: Vombatus ursinus (common wombat)
Lineage: Eukaryota; Metazoa; Chordata; Mammalia; Diprotodontia; Vombatidae
Gene: TMEM247
Product: transmembrane protein 247
Exons: 3
Coding region: 1-711 (236 amino acids)
Cellular component (GO): endoplasmic reticulum
Source: RefSeq, a predicted model, not a curated record